This is a messenger RNA of Capronia epimyces CBS 606.96, 1983 nucleotides long. RefSeq lists its product as uncharacterized. The transcript is spliced from 3 exons. Gene Ontology annotation, molecular function: zinc ion binding; ubiquitin protein ligase activity; nucleic acid binding. Gene Ontology annotation, biological process: ubiquitin-dependent protein catabolic process; mRNA processing; protein ubiquitination. The coding region runs from base 1 to 1983 and encodes 660 amino acids. Gene Ontology annotation, cellular component: nucleus. NCBI's taxonomy places the organism in Eukaryota, Fungi, Ascomycota, Eurotiomycetes, Chaetothyriales, Herpotrichiellaceae. The record is from RefSeq and is a predicted model, not a curated record.
AUGGCGUCUUAUGUAUAUUUCAAGUUCAAGUCACAGAAAGAACCUCAACGUGUAACCAUCGAUGGCCCUCACACGGAUGUCUGGAAUCUCAAACGUGAAAUCAUCAACAUUUCUCGCCUAGGCGACGGUACAGAUUUUGAUCUCAAAAUCUACAAGGAGAACAGCAAUGAAGAGUAUACCGACGACACCGAAAUCAUCCCCAAAGACUCGACUGUCCUCGCACGGAGAUUACCCGCAUCAGCACCAGGCAAAGGCCGGGCCGCUCGCUAUGUCUCAGGAAAGCCACCCAUCAGUGCCAAACCCACCACGGGAACCGCGGCGAAUAAAAUGGCCAAGGCGGUAGACAUGGACAAGGCCAUGACGGAGCAAGAAAAGUUAAAGGCUAUGCUCCAAUUCACCGACGCACAAUGGCAACAAAAACAAGAAGAGAUGUCGCACGAGACACGGGUCCCAAUGCAAGGGGGCAAGCCCUUCAAGAAGGCGAACGUCCCAGAAGGCGAGCCACCCCACGGGUAUAUCUGUUAUCGUUGUGGCAAGAAAGGUCACUGGAUUCAGGCAUGUCCUACCAACGACGAUGCCAACUACGAUAACAAGAAUCGCAUCAAGCGAACGACUGGUAUUCCUCGCUCAAUGUUGAAAAAGAUCGAUCAAGCAGACAUCGAUAAACUUGACGAUACUCAAAGACAACAUCUGAUGGUGAACGCAGAAGGAGAGUAUGUCUUUGCCCAAGCAGAUGAGAAGGCAUGGAGAAAACAUCUUGAGCAAGUCAAAGCUGCCGAGGCGGCUCAGAAGAAAGUACAGAUUGGUGACAAGGAGCUGCAAGAUUGGGGCCUGGAAUGCCCGAUCGACAAGCGCUUGUUUGUAGAUCCAAUGAAGACACCUUGUUGUGGGAAGACAUACUGCCACGAUUGUAUUGAAAACGCCUUACUCGAGAAUGAUCUCACAUGCCCCGGCUGUGAGACGGAGAAUGUCAGUCUUGAGCGUUUGGAACCCGACGAAGACGCGAAGAAGAAGAUCAAGGAGUAUGAAGCAGAAAAGGCAAAUGAGAAACAACGAUCUAGAAGUCCUACCGCCGCCGCAGGCUCACCCAAAGCCAACGCUGCAACCUCUGAAUCCAGACCAACCUCGCGGGAAGGUACAGGUUCGCCAAAGUCGACUGACGGACAGACCAGAAAACGGAGUGCAAGUGAAGUGGAUGGUUCUGGGCCAGAUCAGCUAGCUGCUCCUGCUAUGAAGCGUCAAAAGUCAGGCGAGGCUAACUCGUCGUCGACGCCUAAUCCCGAGACCGAGGACAAAAAGAGCACGGCGAAAGAGGAUACGAAGUCUCCCGAAAGUAACAAUGUGCUGCCUAUCAACAUGAUGCCACCUGAUCUCUCUCAGAUGUUACCAGGCAAUGCCAUGAACUUCCCUAUGAUGCCUAACUUCAACCCAUUCAUGAUGAACCCGCUGGCGAAUCCAGUGGCCAUGGGGAUGGGGAUGGGGAUGAAUGGGAUGAAUGGGAUGAACGGGAUGAACGGGAUGAAUUUUAUGAACCCGAACUUCAACAAUAUGAUGCCUGGCAUGAACGGCAUGAACAUGUUCCCCCAGGCCAAUGGAAACACAGGCUUCGGAAAUCAGACUCAAGUGCCCAACUUCAAUAUGAACAUGAACAUGAAUACGAACCAAACUCGUAGCAACAUGGGCCCCAACGGCUUCAAUAGCAACCACAGUCGACCGAACCGAAAUCCGCCCUUCCAACAACCCAAACCGCCACAACAGCCGGCGGGCUUCACGGGUGUUCCCACCGGGCCCAAGGCUCUCACACAGCAGCAGAAUCAACAAAACUUCUAUCCUCCAACGGGACCCGCGGGAGGCAAGUUCUCGAAUCAGCAACGGCAUGUUGGCAACGAGGAGGAUAAUGCAUACAUGAGACAGCCGGUGAACCCCCACCGCCAUUUAAAUCGCAACCGGAGAGUCAGGCAGGCCGAGUAUAGAGAACUAUGA